Molecule: messenger RNA, 1123 nt
Organism: Lagopus muta (rock ptarmigan)
Lineage: Eukaryota; Metazoa; Chordata; Aves; Galliformes; Phasianidae
Gene: PSMD7
Product: proteasome 26S subunit, non-ATPase 7
Exons: 7
Coding region: 109-1077 (322 amino acids)
Biological process (GO): proteasome-mediated ubiquitin-dependent protein catabolic process
Cellular component (GO): proteasome complex; proteasome regulatory particle
Molecular function (GO): metallopeptidase activity; protein binding
Source: RefSeq, a predicted model, not a curated record
GCCGCGGGGCAGGCUGGGAGCGGGGCCUGGCGGCGGGGAGCGGCCUGCGGCGGGCUGGGAGUGGGCUGACGGCGGAGCGGGGCCGGAGCGGGCCGGGCGGGGGACGCCAUGCCGGAGCUGGCGGUGGACCGCGUGGUGGUGCACCCGCUGGUGCUGCUCAGCGUCGUCGAUCACUUCAACAGAAUAGGAAAGGUUGGGAACCAGAAGCGCGUGGUGGGCGUGCUGCUGGGCUCCUGGCAGAAGAAGAUCCUGGACGUGUCCAACAGCUUUGCAGUACCUUUUGAUGAAGACGACAAGGAUGAUACUGUGUGGUUUCUGGACCACGACUAUCUGGAGAACAUGUAUGGAAUGUUUAAGAAGGUCAACGCUAGAGAAAGAAUAGUUGGUUGGUACCACACAGGCCCUAAACUGCACAAGAAUGACAUUGCUAUCAAUGAACUGAUGAAAAGAUACUGUCCAAACUCUGUGUUGGUGAUUAUUGAUGUGAAACCAAAGGACCUGGGACUGCCCACAGAAGCUUAUAUUUCAGUUGAAGAGGUUCAUGAUGAUGGCACUCCAACCUCCAAGACGUUCGAGCACGUGACUAGUGAGAUCGGAGCGGAGGAGGCAGAGGAAGUUGGUGUUGAACACUUGUUACGAGACAUCAAGGACACCACGGUGGGCACUCUGUCCCAGCGGAUCACAAAUCAGGUCCAUGGCUUGAAGGGACUGAACUCCAAGCUUCUGGACAUCAGGAGCUACCUUGAGAAAGUAGCCAUGGGCAAGCUACCCAUCAACCACCAGAUCAUUUACCACCUUCAGGAUGUCUUCAACCUGCUACCGGAUGUCAAUCUGCAAGAAUUUGUCAAGGCCUUUUACCUGAAGACCAAUGACCAGAUGGUGGUAGUUUACCUGGCUUCUCUUAUCCGCUCGGUGGUUGCCCUGCACAACCUUAUCAACAACAAGAUUGCCAACAGGGAUGCAGAGAAGAAGGAAGGACAGGAAAAAGAAGAGAGUAAAAAGGAGAGGAAAGAUGAGAAAGAGAAAGACAAGGAGAAGAGCGAUGUCAAGAAAGAAGAGAAAAAAGAGAAAAAGUAAAAUGUGUAGUUUUUUUAUUUGUAAAUUAAAAAAUCUUGUAAACUAA